Molecule: messenger RNA, 1705 nt
Organism: Venturia canescens
Lineage: Eukaryota; Metazoa; Arthropoda; Insecta; Hymenoptera; Ichneumonidae
Product: protein odr-4 homolog
Exons: 7
Coding region: 139-1521 (460 amino acids)
Biological process (GO): intracellular protein localization
Cellular component (GO): endomembrane system
Source: RefSeq, a predicted model, not a curated record
ACGGAUAUGAAGAAUCAGCUGUUUUAUUUUGCUGAAUACUUGUAAGUUUGGAGGGUUUGGAGAAAGAGAAAGAGAAAAAGAGUAAGACAGGUGCGUGGUAAGAAGUGCCAGUGAACCUCCGCGAUCAUUCUAUAAAAAAUGGGACGCACGGUUUAUGCGGAAGAGCAUUUACUUGAUUAUUUAAAAUCUUUAACUCAAACGGACGGAUACACGGUUGGACUUGUAUUAGGACAGAGUACAGAACAAAAGGAUUAUGUCGUACAUUUAGCGAGAACUCCACCCCCUGCAACAAAAGAUGUCAUUGAGGAAUCACUGGUAACAAAAACGGAUGUGCCUCACACGAAAACUGAUAGAAAAUAUAUAAAAAGCCUUGAAGACAUUCCCAACAACUGGGUAGCUGAUCAUGCCAAACACGUGACAAAAAUGCUACCAGGCGGUAUGCAAGUAUUGGGAAUAUUUGUCGCGGGGCCAGGCGACAGUUUGAACGAUCAUAAUUCUGUACAUUUGGUCAAAUCGGUUAUUGCCGACAUACAUAGGAAUCUUGGAUCUAACGAUUAUUUGCACGGAAACAACAAAUACGACAAUCUCGUGCUGAGUUUUAAUAUCCUUUCUCAAAAAUGGGCGUGUAAAAGCUUUGACAUGAAAAAAGGGGGAUCGGCAAAGCCUGCGGAAUGGAAAUUUCAAUCCAAAGUCACCAAAUGGCAUCGUUUGGAUACCCAAAUGGAUCUUGACAAGACAUUCCCAAUAUCAAACGAAGACAAUGCUAAGACAUUGAAAAAACAAUUGCAGGACAUACUGAAAAAUACAGCAGCCUCAAUAAAUUCUGCACAAGCUGUAAUAGAAGGUGAAGUUAGAUCAUUGGACGACUUGGUUGAAAUCGUAGGCAAGAAGAAAAAAGAUCAAAAAGAAUCAGUAAAAGGGAGAGAAAUUAAUCCUGAUGAAAAAUCCCUCAGAGUCGAACUUUACAUUCCCUAUCCAGAAAAAUCUUGCACGAGUAUGGAUAUAGUCAGCUGCUGUGGUUCCAUAAGAUUAAUCGGGCAAUUGGUCAGUCGAACUUUUGUUCACGAGAAGGCGAGCAUAGCCGAAGCAACGGAUGCUGUGAAAGAAGAUAUCAUGAGAUCAUUGGCUACACGAUUGGAAAUGCAUUGGGACAGUUUGAUCGAAGAAGAGGAUGGAUCACCCGAAGAAAAUAUAACGUUACAUGAGCCCCCUCGAAGAGUGCUCGUUGAAUUACCUCAAAGCAAAAUAACAUUGUCGGACUAUUUAUUUCCUGGUGAGGGACCUCAAGAAGCUCUUAUAUCGCUACAAGAACUUUUGGAUCUUCAAGUCCAAGAAAGUAGCGUGCAGAAAGAGAUUGAACGUCAAGUUGACCCUGCAGAAUUUUAUUGCCAAAAUGAGAAAAAAGUGGAGCCCAAGGAUAAAGGAAGAUUGAGCAAUGUGCAAACCAUGCUGUACGUCGUCGGUUUGGUCCUCGGAUUUCUCAUGAUCCUCAUUUCCAUAAUACUAGAGUCCAAGUCAUGAUCUUUGUAACGAAUAUAAAAAUAUUAAUUUUGUACUGCAAAACGGUUUGUUAAAAUUGAGCAAAAGCGAGCGCAAAGAAAAACUCUAUUGAUAAUAUUAUCCGUUGUAUUCGUUCAACAGCGCAUUAUUCCAAUGUACACAUAUUAUGAAUAAAUACGACGAGCGGGAAAGGAUUUUAUAAGUA